AUGGCAGUCCCCAUUGAAGAAGCCAUUGCUGCUCUCUCCACAUUCUCAUUAGAGGAUGAUCAACCAGAGGUUCAAGGACCAGGGUUUUGGGUUUCAGUUGAAGGAGGCGCUACCAGUAGCCCAAUUGAGUAUAGCGAUGUGUCUGCAUAUCGGCUGUCUCUGUCUGAAGACACUAAAGCUAUUAAUCAGCUGGAUGCACUUAUUCAAGAAGGAAAGGAAAUCACAUCUGUGCUCUAUACAUAUCGGAGUUGUGUAAAAGCUCUUCCUCAGCUACCAGAUUCUAUGAAGCAAAGUCAGGCUGACUUAUAUCUAGAAACUUAUCAAGUUUUGGAUUUGGAAAUGAGCCGUCUGCGUGAAAUUCAGCGAUGGCAGGCAUCAGCAGCGUCUAAGUUGGCAGCUGAUAUGCAGCGUUUUUCAAGGCCUGAAAGACGAAUAAAUGGGCCCACUAUAACGCAUUUAUGGUCCAUGUUGAAAUUACUUGAUAUUCUUAUCCAACUUGAUCAUCUAAAAAAUGCGAAAGCUAGCAUACCCAAUGACUUUUCUUGGUAUAAGAGGACAUUUACUCAAGUCAGCGUGCAGUGGCAAGAUACUGAUUCAAUGAGGGAAGAGUUGGAUGAUUUACAAAUCUUUUUGAGCACAAGAUGGACAAUUCUGUUGAACUUGCAUGUUGAGAUGUUCCGUGUAAACAAUGUUGAAGACAUUCUUCAAAUUCUCAUUGUUUUCAUAGUUGAGUCAUUGGAAUUGAAUUUUGCCCUUUUGUUUCCGGAAAGGCACGUUCUACUUCGUGUUUUGCCAGUGCUAGUUGUCUUAGCAGCAUCAUCAGAAAAAGACAGCGAAUCAUUGUACAAAAGAGUGAAAAUCAACAGAUUGAUAAAUAUAUUUAAGAAUGAUCCCGUCAUUCCUGCUUUCCCAGAUUUGCAUCUGUCACCAGCAGCAAUUUUAAAGGAGUUGUCAACAUACUUCCCAAAGUUCUCUGCCCAAACUCGUCUUCUCACUCUCCCUUCAACUCAUGAGUUGCCUCCUCGUGAGGCACAAGAUUAUCAGCGUCAGUAUUUGAUUGUCAAUCAUAUUGUGGCAAUCCGUGCAGAGCAUGAUGACUUCACUAUACGCUUUGCUUCAGCCAUGAAUCAGCUUGUCCUGCUGAAAUCAAUAGAAGGUGCUGAUAUUGAAUGGGUGAAGGAGGUCAAAGGAAACAUGUAUGACAUGGUUGUUGAAGGUUUGCAGUUGUUAAGCAGAUGGACUGCACGUAUUUGGGAACAAUCUGCUUGGAAAUUUUCACGCCCAUGCAAGGAUCCUGUUCCAACAGAGUUGCAUGAACCAGCUGGAUCAUUUUCUGACUAUGAAAAGGUGGUUCGAUAUAAUUAUAGUGCUGAGGAAAGGAAAGCUCUGACUGAACUUGUAAGCUACAUCAAAAGUAUUGGAUCAAUGAUGCAGAAGGCUGACACAUUAGUUGUUGAUGCCUUAUGGGAGACUAUACACGCAGAGGUUCAAGAUUUUGUCCAAAAUACUUUGGCCACAAUGUUGAGAACUACCUUCCGAAAAAAGAAGGAUCUUUCCAGGAUUCUUUCUGACAUGAGGACACUUUCAGCAGAUUGGAUGGCAAAUACUAGCAGGCCUGAGUCUGAUGUUCACUCAUUCCAGCAUGCUGGUGAAGAAAGCAGAGGGAACUUCUUCUAUCCAAGGCCAGUAGCACCAACUGCCGCACAGGUACACUGUCUGCAAUUCCUCAUAUAUGAGGUGGUUUCAGGAGGAAAUAUGCGGAAGCCAGGUGGUCUUUUUGGAAACAGUGGUUCAGAGAUUCCUGUCAAUGACUUGAAACAGUUAGAGACAUUCUUUUACAAGCUUGGCUUUUUCCUUCAUGUACUGGACUACACAGUGACGCUUGGAGCUAUUACAGAUCUUGGUUUCUUAUGGUUCCGGGAAUUUUAUUUGGAAUCGUCCCGUGUUAUUCAGUUUCCUAUUGAAUGUUCCCUUCCAUGGAUGCUGGUGGAUUAUGUCAUCGAGUCACAAAAUGCAGGUCUUCUUGAGAGUAUUUUGAUGCCAUUUGACAUCUAUAAUGAUGCUGCUCAGCAAGCAUUAGUGGUCCUCAAGCAACGCUUCCUCUAUGAUGAAAUCGAAGCUGAGGUGGACAAUUGUUUUGAUAUAUUUGUCUCGAAGUUGUGCGACACUAUUUUCACAUAUUAUAAAAGUUGGGCUGCUAGUGAGCUACUUGAUCCAACAUUCCUUUUUGCCAUAGAUGCUGGAGAAAAAUUUUCUUUCCAGCCAAUGAAGUUCAAUUCUCUAUUAAAGAUCACUAGAGUGAAGCUUUUGGGAAGGACCAUCAACUUGAGGAGUUUGAUUGCUGAGAGGAUGAACAAAGUGUUUCGAGACAACAUUGAGUUUUUGUUCGAUCGUUUUGAAUCUCAAGAUAUGUGUGCCAUUGUGGAACUGGAAAAGCUUCUUGACAUCUUGCAAUAUGCUCAUGAAUUGUUGUCCAAAGACCUUGCACUAGAUUCUUUCAAUCUUAUGAUAAAUGAAAUGCAGGAGAAUAUAUCUCUCGUUUCAUAUUCUAGCCGGCUUGCUUCUCAGAUUUGGACAGAGAUGCAAAAUGACUUUUUGCCAAACUUUAUACUCUGCAAUACGACUCAGCGUUUUGUUAGAUCAUCAAGAGUUCCUUCUGCUCCUGUGCAGAAACCUUCUGUUCCAUAUGCAAAGCCAAACUUCUAUUGUGGUAACCCAGAUCUAAACUCUGCUUACCAGAGCUUUGCUCGAUUGUAUUGUGGAUUUUUUGGAAUCCCUCACAUGUAUUCCAUUGUGAAGCUUUUGGGGUCUAGAUCAUUGCCCUGGCUUAUCAGAGCCCUCUUGGAUCACGUGUCAAAUAAGAUAACUACAAUUGAGCCAAUGAUUAUUGGCUUACAAGAAGCUUUGCCGAAGUCUAUUGGAUUGCUUCCUUUCGAUGGAGGUGUGGCAGGUUGUAUGAGGAUUGUUAAGGAUCUACUCAACUGCUGGCAGUCAAAAUCUGAACUCAAAGCUGAGAUUCUUUGUGGAAUCAAAGAGAUUGGGAGCGUCCUGUACUGGAUGGGACUUCUCGAUAUUGUGUUGAGAGAAGUAGAUACCUGUCAUUUCAUGCAAACAGCCCCUUGGUUAGGCUUAAUCCCGGGCACAGAUGGGCAGAUACUGCAAUCUCAAGAAGGGGGAGAUAGCCCUAUGGUUAUGCUUUUUAAAUCAGCAACAGCUGCAACUGUGUCCACCCCUAGCUGCUUAAGCCCUACCUCAUUCAGCACGAUAUCGAAACAGGCAGAAGCUGCUGAUCUCUUGUAUAAGGCAAAUAUUAACACUGGAAGUGUUCUGGAAUAUGCCCUUGCUUUCACCAGUGCAGCUUUAGAUAAAUACUGUACUAAAUGGAGUGCAGCCCCAAAGACAGGAUUCAUUGAUAUCACAACUUCGAAGGACUUCUACCGAAUAUUUAGUGGCCUGCAAAUUGAAUACUUGGAGGAAUCCGUAUUAUUGCAAUCAAGCAGCCAUGAAAUGUUGGGCGAUUCGGUUGCCUGGGGUGGAUGCACAAUAAUCUACUUGCUUGGUCAGCAACUCCACUUCGAACUUUUUGAUUUUUCACAUCAAGUCCUCAAUGUUGCAGAGGUAGAAGCAGUUGCAAUCAUAUCACCGCAAAAAGGUCCUCCAUUUGUUCAGGGAUUGGAUAGCUUAUUAGAGGCUAUGAAGAAAGCAAGGAGAUUAAACAAUCAUGUAUUUUCAAUGUUGAAAGCUCGUUGCCCACUUGAAGACAAGCAAGCCUGUGCUAUCAAACAGAGUGGUGCACCACUGCAUCGUAUCAAAUUCGAGAACACUGUAUCUGCUUUUGAAACUCUGCCUCAAAAAGGUGCUUGAGAUUGAAUGCUUGGUUGCUCUAAAUUACAUAUUCCUGUGUAUAUCUUCUGUUUUUCUGCACUUCUCCAUAGAUGGCACAGCCUGAGGAUUGGUACACUUUGAUUUUGGGUCAGCUCAUUAAUUAGUUUCUGUGGCUUUCAAAACUUCUGUUGCAACCUCACCUAUUUUGUUAUAGAAGACAUAUUAGUGUUGUGCUUACUUUGAUGCCUUUGUCUCCAGUGGUAAUAGAAUGUUUACUAAUUUGAUACUCUCACCAAAAGGUUCGUUCAUGUGGGAUAUAUGCACCUCAAAUUUUAUGAAGGAUGGCAUUCCAUCUAAAUAUUUA
Ipomoea triloba (trilobed morning glory) is the source of this 4189-nucleotide messenger RNA. Its product is annotated as protein PIR. The coding region runs from base 1 to 3864 and encodes 1287 amino acids. Gene Ontology annotation, cellular component: SCAR complex. Gene Ontology annotation, molecular function: RNA 7-methylguanosine cap binding; small GTPase binding. The transcript has 30 exons. Gene Ontology annotation, biological process: regulation of translation; regulation of actin filament polymerization; cell morphogenesis. NCBI's taxonomy places the organism in Eukaryota, Viridiplantae, Streptophyta, Magnoliopsida, Solanales, Convolvulaceae. The record is from RefSeq and is a predicted model, not a curated record.